UGGUAGAUAGUUGAAAAAAAACCGAACAGGAAUGCUGUCUUUGGGUGAUUCAUGGAGAACAGAAUAUAUUUUGUAAUACAAUGAACCUCAGCCUCGACUAAAAGUUAUCUCCAAACGAAGGUCUUUUCGAUAAAAAUGAUAUUCAAUUAGACUAAAAAGAAAUGCAUGUCGUUUUGGUUAUUUCUUCGAGAAAAGUCACCGGAAUAGGUCCAUAAAUAUAAUGGUAAAACGAUGGAGUUCCUUCAGUAGAAGUUCCAAGACGAAGCCAAUAAAAUGUUCAAAAAUUUGAUAUACCUGUGCCUGGUGUUACUCUCCAGUUGGCCAAUAAAUGCCGAUCACUUUGAUGAAUGCGAUGGUGCCGAGGAUGAGACAUUUGUCCAGAGUUGGGAAAGCUGUCAGUCAUAUGUGUAUUGUCAGGGUGAGGAUUCCCUGAAAGGUGAUUGCGGGGAUGGUGAAUAUUUCGAUGCGGAAACGGGAGAAUGUGAUGUUGCCGCCAAUGUGCAAUGUUUUCUGGACGAAGUCGAUGAACCAACAGAACCAGAACCAGAACCGGAAGAGGAAGAGGAGGUAAUAAUACCAGCCACACCGAAACCAACAGAUCCACCAAUUCUAGAGCCAACCAACGAAGUGGAUAUCCUUAACAUAGCCCCAGUGGUAAAGCCAAAUUGCCCGUUCAGUGAUGAUCCCAGUCAGGUUAUUCUAAUGGCCAGCAAUGAAUCAUGCACAAAUUACUAUCUAUGCUAUCAUGGUCAUGCCAUGGAAAUGCAUUGUACUAAUCAAUUGUAUUUUAAUUCAUUAACCGGCCAAUGUGAUUACCCCGAGAAAGUUCAGUGUGCGCUAGAAGAUCCGAGAUCCCACAAAUGCCUGCCACACAUGACCGAGUUCUUUCCACAUCCGGACAAUUGCAAUUACUUCUAUUACUGCAUCAAGGGCUUUCUGACACUGCAACAGUGUCCCUUCUACUAUGGCUGGGAUAUAGAACGCCGGAGUUGUGUUCAGAUAAGUGUGGCGAAAUGCUACGGAAACUCCCGUCGCCUAUAAGAACCGGAAGCUCCAAAGAGAAAACAACUCAUUUAAGCUUCUUGGAGUUGUCUACCUUUAGGUGAUAAGAGCUCUAUUUAUUGAUAAGUUACAAGAUAGUGGCAACAUGAGACGUUUAAUUAAAUAUAACUUAUUAGAAAA
Messenger RNA from Drosophila eugracilis, 1182 nucleotides. Its product is annotated as protein obstructor-E. NCBI's taxonomy places the organism in Eukaryota, Metazoa, Arthropoda, Insecta, Diptera, Drosophilidae. Gene Ontology annotation, cellular component: extracellular region. The coding region runs from base 274 to 1041 and encodes 255 amino acids. The record is from RefSeq and is a predicted model, not a curated record. Gene Ontology annotation, molecular function: chitin binding. The transcript has 2 exons.